Chelonoidis abingdonii (Abingdon island giant tortoise) is the source of this 1897-nucleotide messenger RNA. RefSeq names its product Ras and Rab interactor 1 (gene RIN1). The record is from RefSeq and is a predicted model, not a curated record. Gene Ontology annotation, cellular component: endocytic vesicle; cytosol. Gene Ontology annotation, biological process: vesicle-mediated transport. NCBI's taxonomy places the organism in Eukaryota, Metazoa, Chordata, Testudines, Testudinidae. Gene Ontology annotation, molecular function: guanyl-nucleotide exchange factor activity; small GTPase binding.
AUGGGGCACUGGGGACUCCCCCAGGCCGAGCCGCAAUGGUUAACAGCAGCUCCUGUUUCUGGCAGAGGGAGCCGGUCUCCGCAACCUGGUCACCCAGCCGAGAUGGAGCCCCCGGACCAGCCGGACGGUCUGGGGUGUGGCCCUGUGUACGAUGUCCCAGACCCACACGCCUUCCCCCAGCCCAGGCCAGCACGGGGGUCUCCGAACAACGUCAGCCUCCUGGAUCGUCUGCUCCUCACCCAGUCUGUCUGGCUGCAGCUGAGCCUCAACUCUGCCACCGCCCUGCACAUCCUGCAGCGUGAGCCCCCAGGGACAUUCCUGGUGCGCCAAUCGAACACACGCCGAUGCCGGGUGCUCUGCUUGCGCCUCCAGGAUGAUUUGGCCCCGGCCUUCGUCGCUAGCUACUGCCUGCAGGAGAGAGCAGCAGGCAUCUCUCUAGAGGGCUCAUCCUGGAGCUUCCCAGACCUGCUGCACCUGGUGGCCUUCUACUGCCUGAGCCGCCACCAUGGCUGCAUGUGGCCAUCGGGGACUUUUCUUGUAGCCACAGCCUCCUGGGCCCUCGUGCUCCCAAUGCCACCUGCCUCCCCUACUGCCAGGACUGCCCCCCCCGAUCCCCCCUAUGUUCCUGCUACAUCCCUACCAGCACCCACUCACUUGUCCCCUCUUCCCCCAGAUGGGAGCUAUGGGGCGGACGAGUUCUUGCCGUUUCUGAGCUUCCUCCUGGCUCAGUGCGACCUGCCCCAGCUGCUCAUGGAGGCUGAGUACAUGAUGGAGCUGAUGGAGCCCAGCCAGCUCCUGGGGGAAGGGGGCUAUUACCUGACCACUCUCCAGGCCAGCCUGGCCCUGUUGGGACAUUUCCAUGAAGAGGAGCCGAGGGAGCUGCGCCCCGAUGUCCAGAGAGCACUGAGCUGGCAGCACCAGAGCCAGUCAGGGCGGCCCCCUGGCAGCCCGUGCCAGGACCCACAGCCUGAGAAAACCAAGGCCCCCUGCAGUGGGUGCCACUCCACCACACCUGCACUGGGAGCCCAGGGGACAGCGGAGCAGCUGCAGGGGCACCCCACAGACAACAGUCUCCCCCUGCACCCUGAGGGACAUCACCAGCCCCAGGAGCACCUAGCUCAGCACCGCCACUCCAGGGAGAUGAGACCUGGGCUGGGACCCCCACACAGGUUGCUCCGCGAAGGGGCUAUCGACCUGGAUGAACCCCUCUGACUUGGGAUGCCUGGUUCUGUCCCAGCUCUAGGAGGGGAGUGUAGUCUAAUAGGUUAGAGCAGCGGGGCUGGGAGUGAGGUCUCCUGGGUUCUAGUCCAAGCUUUGCCGUGACUGGCUUUAUGACCAUGUCCCUCUUUGGUGCCUCAGUUUCCCCCUUCUGUAAAACAGGGUGAAUAAGACCUGCAGCAGUGUGGAAGGGAUGUCUGUCCCAGGUAGCCCCUCCCUGUUCUACUCUCAGAGGGAAGGGAUUCUGGGGGAGCCUUUUCCUCACUCAGGGGGUGGGGCAGGGAGUAUCAGCUUGUGACAAUCACUCCUGACUUGAAUAAGAGUCAGUUAAAUGCCGAAAGAGAGAGCAGGAGAGAGAGAUUCUUUCUCUAGUGACACAGAGGAUCAAUGUACAUACUCCAGGGGGAUUUGCUGGCACAAAAACCUCUUCUGCUGAUGCUAUUUUUGUAGGGCCUACUUAAUUAAAUAUUUUUUGGGGGAAAAAUUCAUUUAUUUUUAUUCUCCCAAAAGCGACAUGGCUGUUUGUCCGAGGCCUCAAAUAUACGAUGUUCAUAUAUUACAAGAAAAGGAGUUCUGUAACAAAAUGCUCUUGUAUCAAUAUUAUUGUAGGACCUACUUUAUUUACUAUUUGUAAAAAAAAUAUUUACUUUGUUCGAAGAGUGGCAUUCUUUGUUUUUAA